This is a messenger RNA of Drosophila ananassae, 756 nucleotides long. RefSeq names its product glutathione S-transferase 1-1. Gene Ontology annotation, biological process: glutathione metabolic process. The transcript has a single exon. NCBI's taxonomy places the organism in Eukaryota, Metazoa, Arthropoda, Insecta, Diptera, Drosophilidae. The record is from RefSeq and is a predicted model, not a curated record. Gene Ontology annotation, molecular function: glutathione transferase activity. Bases 45 to 707 code for a protein of 220 amino acids.
AUAUUUCCAAUCAGUUUUUGUUAAGCGACCGGACAAAUAACAAAAUGGGAAAACUUACGCUUUACGGAAUCGAUGGAAGUCCUCCAUGCCGAUCGGUAUUCCUCACCCUGAACGCCCUGGGCCUGGACUUUGAGUACAAGAUCGUGAAUCUGCUGGAGAAGGAGCACCUGAAGCCGGAGUUCCUGAAGAUCAAUCCCCUGCACACAGUGCCCACCUUGGAUGACAAUGGUUUCUACCUGUACGAUAGCCACGCCAUCAACGCCUACCUGGUGAGCAAGUACGGCAAGGACGACUCCCUCUACCCCAAGGACCUCCAGAAGAAGGCCAUCGUGGAUCAGCGUCUGCACUACGACUCCAGUGUGGUCACCAGCACGGCAAGAGCCAUCAUUGCGCCACUGCUUUGGGAGAAUAAUCUGGAGAUCCCCAAGGCCAAGAUCGACGCCCUGGAGGCCGUGUACAAGAAUCUGAACUUGUUCCUGGAGAGUGGCGAUUACCUGGCCGGCGACCAACUGACCAUUGCUGACUUCUCAGUGACUGCUGUCCUCACAGGAAUGGUCCUGUUCCUCGAAGUGGAUGCCACCAAGUACCCCAAGCUGGCCGCCUGGUUCCAGAGGAUCAAGGCACUGCCCUACUACGAGAAGGCCAAUGGCAUUCCGGCUAAGCAGCUGCUUGGCCUUAUUUCCACCAAGAAGUUUACUAUUGUCUGAUUUUUAGUUAUUUAUUGUAUAUAAAAAGUUAAUAAAUUAUUGAAAGAAA